GCUCCGGGCCAGCGGCUGUCACCAGAGCCGCGCGCGCCACAGACUGCCCAGCGGCCUGCCCGAGCGCCGUCCGCCCCCCUCGGUCACCAUGCCGUCCGCGCCCUCACCGCCCUCAGCCCGCGGCUCCGCGGCCCGGCCCGGCACCGCGGCCACCUGACCGCAGAGGGGUUGAGGAGGACGCACUCCUCUUAGCGGCGGCAGCUGAAUAUCUCAAGAGGACACCGCGACCCCUGCGCCAAAAUGGGCGCGGCGUGCAGCUGCAGCGACCCGAGCGCCGUCUCGGCCAUCACCAUCGAGACCGGGCCGCCGGACGGCGCGGAGGCGCGGGAGCUGGCCGAGGGGCUCAUGGACGACGACGGCGUCUUCCACGGCCCGGACGGCUUCGACGCGGACUGCUCGCUCGCCGAGUACCUGCUGCGGUACCUGCGGUCGAACGCGGCCGCACAGAAGAUCGCGCAGGUGGACGCGGAGACCGGGGACGUCUGGUCGUUCCGCACACUCCUGACGGAGACGGUGCAGAUCGCGACCGCGCUGGAAGAGGAUGGCUUCGGAGUGGGCGACACGGUGGCCAUGUUCUCCAAGAACUACAUGGAGCUGUACAGCGCCGUGCUGGGCUGCCUCAUGGCGGGCAUCACCGUGGCCACCAUGGUGCCCUCGCACGGCCCCGCCGAGCUCCGGCACCAGUUGCUGCUCUGUAGCCCCAAGGCCAUCUUCGUGGAGGCCGAGCUACUGUCCAAGACCGACGAGGCCCUGGAGGACUUCCCCGGCGAGGUGAAGAUCUUCACCUUGCAGCCCGUGGCGGACGCUGACCAUACGACGAGCUACCACACUUUGUCCGAGAGGGGCUUCUCCGCGGAUCCGGAUACGUACACGCCGGCUGAGAUCCCGGACAGAUCCAACCACGUGGCCUUCAUCCUGUACUCGUCCGGGACGACGGGGCUGCCCAAAGGGGUGCAGAUUCCGAACCAGGGCCUAACCACCAUGACAAUGAACAUGAAGAUCGUGCCGAACAUACCCAACCUGCCGGACUCGACCUCCCUGGUGCUGGCGCCCAUCUCGUGGAUCUCGGGCGUGCUGCUGCUGCUCAAGUGUACCGAGACGGGCUCGCGCCGGGUCAGCAUCCCGAAGCCCACGCCGCGCACAGUCAUCUCCGCCCUGCAGAAGUACAAGGUGGACUUGUGGCCCUCGGCGCCGCCCGUCCUCAUCUCGCUGGUGCGGCACCCCGCCGUGCGCAUGCUCAACUUCUCCAACCUCCAGAGCAUCAUGUGCGGCGGGGGCCCGCUGAGCGCGGAGCUGCAGCGGGAGGUGUCCAAGAAGCUCAAGUGCACCGUGGUGCAGGGCUACGGGUCGACCGAGGCUGGCAUCGUCCUCACGACCACCUUGGAGGAAAACAGAGACGGUUCGAUCGGAAAGCCUGGGCCCUCGGUGUCCGUCCGGCUGGUGGACCUGGACACCAACGAGGUCAUACGGGAGGUCGGGCGGGUGGGCGAGCUCCGCAUACGCAGCCCCUGCACCAUGAUCAGCUACAUCGGCAACCCCGAGGCCACAGCCGAGUGCUACGACGACGAGGGCUGGUUCAAGAGUGGGGACCUCUUGUCUUUCGACGCCGACGGCUACUUCUUCUACGUGGAUCGCCUCAAGGAGAUGAUCAAGUACAAGUCGCACCAGGUGGCGCCCACCGAGCUGGAGACGGUCCUCUUGAACCACCCGGGCGUCAAGGACGUGUGCGUGAUGGGGGUGCCGAACGUGCUGGACGGCGAGCACCCCAUGGCCUUCGUCGUCAGGUCCAAGAAUAAUGUGACUGAGCAGGAGCUGCAGAACUUCAUUGCGGAGAGGCUGUCGGACCCCAAGCACCUGCGAGGAGGGGUCGUCUUCCUGGACGUCAUCCCCAGGACGGUGACGGGGAAGACUCAGCGCGCACAACUCAAGAUAAUCCUCGCGAACCACCGGACGGAGGAGUGAACACAAUAAUUUGUAAACAGUCUGGCGGGUAUUAAAACAGAAUAAAAACACGA
Messenger RNA from Frankliniella occidentalis (western flower thrips), 2015 nucleotides. Its product is annotated as luciferin 4-monooxygenase-like. The record is from RefSeq and is a predicted model, not a curated record. Gene Ontology annotation, molecular function: long-chain fatty acid-CoA ligase activity. Bases 241 to 1962 code for a protein of 573 amino acids. The transcript is spliced from 4 exons. Gene Ontology annotation, biological process: fatty-acyl-CoA biosynthetic process; long-chain fatty acid metabolic process. NCBI's taxonomy places the organism in Eukaryota, Metazoa, Arthropoda, Insecta, Thysanoptera, Thripidae.